GAUUUUAGGAUUAAUCUCGUGGCUUACAUGCCUUUCUGAAAGGGGAUCCUAAAUUACUACCAUGUCAAAUUUGGUGCUUGUACCACAAAAUGCGUCGUCGGAAAUAUCAACCUAACCGGCUCCACUAUUAGUUCAUAUUAAAAGAAAGGAGUUUUUGUUGAUUCAAAGAAAACAAGAAACUGUUGUGAUGGGCUUAAUUAUUUUAAGGACUGACUUCAUUUUCUCAGGUCUGGAAGGAGCUAAAGCGAUGAAAGUGACAUCUAUGGGUUUGCAGGCCAUCCAAAAAGCUGCCGGAGACAGCAUGAUACUAAACUGCAGCUACACUCCAGGUCCAUUAGACACUGGAGAGCUUGACAUCGAAUGGUCUGUGGUGAGUCCGGACAGCACGCAGAAAGAUCAAAUGCUCUUGUCGUACGGGAGCAGCACACAGUACCAGCAUGAUGACCGUCCCUUGUCAGGGGGACUGAGCUUCGCUGCAGGUGACCCCUCCAAGGGUGAUGCCUCUCUGUUGAUCGACCAGCUGUCACCUGCUCACAGCGCCACCUACCAGUGCAAAGUGAAGAAGUUACCAGGGGUGGACAUGCAGAAGACGUCACUGGUGGUGAUGGUGAAGCCAUCUGUGCCAGAGUGUUGGUUACAGGGCGAGCAGCUCUUCGGAGAAGACGUGUCGCUGCACUGCCAGUCUGCCAAAGGCUCCACUCCCUUAAGAUACACAUGGAGGAGAGAAAGCAUGGGUCCCAUGCCUGCUGCUGCCACGCAGAACAGCGUUACUGGCGAGCUGAGGCUCAGCAACCUCUCACAGAGCUUCGCCGGUACCUACCUUUGUGAGGUGAACAAUGCUGUUGGAGCUCAGCGCUGCAGGAUCAACCUGAAAGCCAACAAGCCUCCAAACAGAACUGGGGUGAUCGUCGGCACCCUUGUUGGCUCUCUCCUCCUCAUCUUCAUCCUGCUCGUCUUCCUUGUGCUUCUUUACUGGAAGCUGAGAAACAGACUUUACAAUGAGAAAGAGUUCUCCAACGAGAUCAGGGAGGACGCGCUGCCUCCUGACAGGCGCUCGGUGAGUGUGUACUCAGGACGGACCUCCAGUGGACCACCUUCGGUGCCUUACUCUGAGGUGUACACUGACGACGCAAGCCCCUUUGAUGAGGGAAGCACACGAACUCCCCCCAGCAGCAGCCAUGACACUCCGGUCAAACACACUGCACUGAAAAAUGACAGCAAGUAUGGAUUUGCAGUGUGAUCAGAAACAGACAUAAACCAUGAAGGCUUUGCCUUUAUGUGUCACAAUGAAAUGAGGUUUCAGGGUGUUUGGAAGUCAACAAAACUGGACCACUUUGUCAAAGAAGAAAAGAAACAAUUGAACAAUAUUCUAAAGAAGGAAAAAAAAUACACAUCCAUAUAAUUUUUUUUCUUCUUUUUUUUCUCGAGUGUGUAAUUGUUACGAUUUUCAAGUGAAUCCUUGGUGUUAAAGUCAUAAGUUGCC
Molecule: messenger RNA, 1483 nt
Organism: Oryzias latipes (Japanese medaka)
Lineage: Eukaryota; Metazoa; Chordata; Actinopteri; Beloniformes; Adrianichthyidae
Gene: vsig8a
Product: V-set and immunoglobulin domain containing 8a
Source: RefSeq, a predicted model, not a curated record